AUGCUUGGGCCUUUUAGAGCAACUAUGGUGGAUAUGGGCAGUUUGCUCUGGAAAAGACCUUGGAGGCUUUCAAAAACUCAAAAGUUUAGACAGAGAAAGAGACUGCAGCAAGUGGAUGAAAACAUUGAAAAUUUAUAUGAAGGGAUGAAGAGCAACGGAAUGAGUGCCAAAUCCAUUGAUCAUCUUAUGUUCGAAUUUCCAAAGGAGAAGGACAUGGAACCAAAAGACAAAUAUACCGUUUUUGACAAGCAUUCAAAAGGAUAUAGAAAAGCUAUUCAUUUUGUUCCUAAGUGGACAAAGAUCUCGCUGAGAAAAAAUCCAAAGAACUUCUAA
This is a messenger RNA of Brettanomyces bruxellensis, 333 nucleotides long. RefSeq lists its product as uncharacterized. Gene Ontology annotation, cellular component: mitochondrial large ribosomal subunit. The transcript has a single exon. Bases 1 to 333 code for a protein of 110 amino acids. The record is from RefSeq and is a predicted model, not a curated record. NCBI's taxonomy places the organism in Eukaryota, Fungi, Ascomycota, Pichiomycetes, Pichiales, Pichiaceae. Gene Ontology annotation, molecular function: structural constituent of ribosome.